Molecule: messenger RNA, 5101 nt
Organism: Hippocampus comes (tiger tail seahorse)
Lineage: Eukaryota; Metazoa; Chordata; Actinopteri; Syngnathiformes; Syngnathidae
Product: wings apart-like protein homolog
Exons: 20
Coding region: 350-4207 (1285 amino acids)
Source: RefSeq, a predicted model, not a curated record
CGGUCUACUGUCAAACUUGACCUAAAUGGGUCCAAUGGAAUGGAAGGCUUUGGUCGCCCAAGCCGGAGGAAACAAUUGUAUGUGAUUUAAUUUCUAGGCUGCACAAUUUUUCAGGCCUUCCAGUUUCUGAGUGCGGCCGAGCCGCGUUGGCACCCAAAAUUGUUUAGCGUGUGUGGCGUUUGCCAUCGAGCACUUUGGCAGCUGCUGCUGCCGGUGUCCGGCCUUGUUUAUGCUACGCUUCGGAUCAGCCAAGCAGGCCUCCGGUCCGGUCCGAUGCCAGUUUAACGCCUCCGCUGGUUUGUCCCCAUCGGCCCAUUAGCUCACCAAAAAAUAUGAGCCAGAUCCAACAAUGACAUCCAGAUUUGGUAAAACCUACAGCCGUAAGGGAGGAGAGGGUACGUCCAAGUUUGACGAAGUGCUGUCCACCAAGAGGGGCACUCUGAGCACAAAAUGGGGGGACACCACCUACAAGGCCAAGGUGGGCUCCAAGCGUGCUGGCCCUCCAAAGGGCUCUUCGUUCCUGGACACUCACAAGCGAGCCCGACUUGGCGGGGGCGGCUCGGACGACCCGUUUGGCUUCGACAGUGAUGAGGAGUCGAAGCCGGUGUCCUCUCGCGGCGGUGGCAAGUCAUCACCUGCCAAGAUGGCCUCAGCGGAAGCCCCAAUGGUGGAAAAAGUGGGACUCAGCCCGGACCCCAGAAACUGGUCUAGCUUCCGCGAAGGACUCCACGGCUCAGUGCAGGAGACGUCACGGCCGGGUGGGACGGAGCGUUGUGGCCCCUUCUUCAACAGUGGCCAUGCCAGCAAAGGCAUACCCGAGAGCUCCUCGCCGUCUUGGGAGAAGCAACACAGCUACGCGUGGUACCAAAACGCCUCGGAGAGCGACCGGAAGCCUUUGGCGCAGACAGCCACCUUGAAGACCUCCGCCAAGGCCGAGUCCACCUACAGCUCCUGGGACGCCCUGAUGGGCUUCCGACCGCCUUCGCCCAGUCAGGAGCUGCGCGCCCCAGCGCUCUCUUGGACUUCGGCGGUCGCGGGGGACAAGCUGCCUUCGCCGUCUCGCCUGCAGAGCCCCGUGGAGAGCCGGGACCCAGAUGGCGACUUUGGCUUCGAGACGGCCGACUACUGCCAAACGACGUCGUCUCCUUCGGCCCACGUGCGGAACUCAAACUGUCGGACGUACCGCAGGCCCGGCAAGCGGAACGCCUCCAAAGCUUCGGAUUGUGGCGAUACGGCGCGGGGUCCGCUCACGUCGGCGUCUGGUGGGGCAGACGCAACGGAGGCGACUCGGAGCAGCAGGACGAGGGAUUACACCGUGCUGCACCCUUCCUCUGCCUCCAUGUGUAACGUCACCAAUCAGGCGGGCGGCGUGAAGGAGUUUACCAGUGAAGCCGCUCCCGCUAGCGAUAAGAGCGCUGCUAGCUUCAGCGGUGCCGCCGAGCAGCUCGACGCCACGCGGCAGCGAAAGAGGACCGAGCAACAGCACAGCAGUCAGAACCAGUCCAGAUCGAAGAAGGGAACCAAAACGGACCUGUUCGGUUUCGACGAAGUUGACGCCUGCCAAGAAAACGACAACGACGGCUCGUCCAAAUACAAAAUGAAAUACUUUGGUUUCGACGACAUGAGCGACAGCGAGGCAGUUGGAGGCGACGACGACGGCGGCGACCGCAGGAUGAAAGUGAGAGCGCGCUUCAAGGCGGUUGCCGAGGAAACGGCGCCCGUUGCCUUGGAGGACUCGCACGACGAGCCCGUCAGGAACUGCCGCGCCCUUGAGGGACGCGCCGCCGAGCGGAGCCAAAACUACUCACACAGGCAGGACGGCAGCUUACAAGCAGAGUCAGCCGGGCAGCUCCUGGAUAGCCUCCCCGCAGACGUGUUGAACUUCUCCGAGGACGAUCUGCGGGUGGUGGCCUCCGGCCCCAGGAGGCCCCCCCAGGGCAAGCCGGCCAGCAAGAACCACGACACCCACCGGAGGAUCUUCAGUGCACAGAAGAAGUCACCAACCAAAGCAGUGUACAACGCCCGCCACUGGACGCUGGAGAGCAAAGAGGAGCCCAUUCCGUCCUUCAUGUGCCGCCCGCCGGCGACUCCCGCGCCGCAGCUGUCGGGAGGAGCGUCGACCGACGUGGCGUCGGACGCGCAGAAGGACAACGGCGUCUUCAAAGCGCCGCCUCCUCCUCCCAAGGUCACCAAGUGUGUGCACGUCCCCAGUGACCCCUACCAGGACACCGUCACCACCCUCAAGUGUCGCAAAGAGCACAAGGAGCUAUACACGGUGGUCCAGCACGUGAAGCACUUCAACGACGUGGUGGAGUUUGGCGAGAACCAGGAGUUCACCGACGACUUUGAGUACCUGGCCGCCGGUCUGAAGAGCGGACAACCGCUCAACACGCGCUGCCUCAGCGUGAUCAGUCUGGCGGCGCGCUGCGCCAUGCCCAGCUUCAGGAUGCACCUGAGGGCACGAGGGAAGGUGGCGCAGGUCUUCAAAACGCUCAACGACGCCCCCCAGCACCAUAACCUGGCCAUGUGCACCGCCUCCCUCAUGUACAUCCUCAGCCGCGACCGGCUCAACAUGGACCUGGACCGCUCCUGCUUGGACCUGAUGAUCCGGCUGCUGGAGCUGGAGCUGGACCAGGACCACGGCGGCUGCGACCCGGCGUCCCAGCUGAGCGCCAGGGAGAUCUGCAAGAUGAAGGAGAAGAUCCGCAAGCUCUGCGACACGGUGCACAACAAGCACCUGGACUUGCAGAACAUCACGACGGGUCACCUGGCCAUGGAGACGCUGCUGUCGCUGACGUCCAAGCGGGCGGGUGACUGGUUCAAAGAGGAGCUGCGGCUCCUGGGAGGCCUGGACCACGUCGUGGAUAAAGUGAAGGAGUGUGUGGACAACCUGAAAGCGGAGGACGACAAGGAGAAGCUGGUGUCGUCCUUGUGGGGAGCCGAGAGAUGUCUGCGCGUGCUGGAUAGCGUGACGGUGCACAAUGCAGAGAAUCAGAACUACUUGAUCGCCUACAAAGACUCGUCACUCAUCGUGUCCUGUGCCAAGGCACUGCGGCGCUGCGAAGAGAUGAUCCGGCGCUACAGCCGGGAGGUCGUCGGCGGCACCCAGUUGAGCGUGGACGGCGGCUCGGUGGUGGCCAAAGCGGUGGAGAACUGCAUGAGGGCCAUCAUUUGCGUUCUGCUCAACCUGACGCACGACAACGAGUGGGGCAGCACCAAGACGGGCGAGCAGGACGACUUGAUCGGGACGGCGCUCAACUGCGUUCUCAGAGUUCCGCAAUACUUCCCACAGGAGAAGAGGUUCGACAUCCGCGUUCUGGGCCUGGGCCUGCUGAUCAACCUUGUGGAGUACAGUGCCAGGAACCGCUAUUGCCUGAUGGAAAUGGAGACGGAGGGAGGUCAGGGUCCCUGCGACUCCACCGUGCUUCUCCUGCCUCCGCACCAGCCCGACGUCGUCAUCGCCGGCGGUCCGCUGGGCGCCGUAGCAGCGCUCGUGCAGCUGUUCCUCCAGCGAGAGCGAGCGGCCGUCCAAGCCGAGGCGCAGACCGACGACCUCAUCAAAGAGCCGGCCAAGCCGGCGGACAAGAGCGGCGAGUGGCAGGAGACGGGCGGCGAGAUCCAAUGGGUGGCCAACGACAACCACUGCGACGACGCCCAGGAGAAGGACGACAAGGAUGAGAAGAAGGAGGAAGAAGACCGCGAGCUGGACCUCAACAAAGCUCUGCAGCACGCGGGCAAGCACAUGGAGGACAGCAUCGUGGCGUCGUACACGGCUCUGCUGCUGGGUUGCCUCUGCCAAGGAAGCCCCAUGAAUGUGACUACUGUGCGAGAGAACUUGCCUCAGGGGGAUUUCUCCGUCAUGACGGAGAUGCUCAAGAAGUUCCUCAACUUCAUGAACCUCACAUGUGACGUCGGCACCGCAGGACAGAAAUCCAUCGCCAGAGUCAUCGACUAUUGUGUCUGUGUGUGUAUGCAUGCACGCACGCAUGCACGCACGCAUACACACACACACACACACACACACACAGACACACACACAAGCGGUCCAUCUCCAGUCAGUAUUUUCACUCCUGUGCCGUAUUUGGUGCUCCCGGUUCUGACUCCUCAAUCAAGCUACUGUUUUAUUAUUUUUUUAAAAAUUAAUUUAAUGUUUUUUUUUGAAAUACAUUUUAUUUUUUUAAAUUUUUUUUUUUUUUUUUUUUUUUAAACUUUAAAGCCACAAACUCGUCCCUGGGCGCCUCCUCAUUCGUUAAGUUGGAAGUUUGGCGCGUGGAGAAGAGCCCAAAAUGGUUUCCGUUCGGUUUGCGUCAUCUCCUUCAUCCACGCGUCUCGAUCCUCCGUUUUUGCCCUUGAACGAGUGAGUGUCACGUACCUCUUGCCAGGUCACUUCAACAUAUAUAUAUAUUUUUAAAUCAAAACUUUUUUUUUUUUUAUGGCGCACGUACAACUUGAAACACACUCUUGCCGCUUAUCGCGAGCAACUUGCCUGUGCGACUUGCAGUUCCACGCGUGACGCACUUAAGUGGCGUGUGUGACGUAUUUGCGUGCCCGCGACUUUAGAAAGUUUUUGUCGACGACCUCGCAGGUUGCGCGUGCGACUUCAGUGCGACAUACCGAGUUGUACAUUUGACAUACAAACUUGCGCGCUUGCAAUGCAGAAAACGGCAGUCGCUUCCCCCCCAAAUCUUUUUUAAAUGCGGAGGUGUCUCUUUAACAGCUUUAAAGGGUCUUUUCUCAUUGUCACAUUUGGUUUCGAUAAUCUCAGGAUCGUUGCUUUCAUUUUUAAAAUCACACACACACACACACACACACACACAAACGUUUACAAGAGCUUUAUUGAGGAGUGCGGAGGAUGUUGGUGUACAUAGUUUGUUCAUAAGUUGCCGAAGGAGCAGUGCAUGAUGGGAAGCGGGUGGGUUGGGCCGUGCGGGGAGAGGCCUGGACUACUUUGGAGAAUUUUUUUACAGACUUUUUUUUGGGAGGGGGGGUUGGCGUUCCUCCUCCUGCGUGUUGGAAAGUUCUUAACACGGCGACUGCGUUUGUACCGGUCUUUGCUUACGUGUACAUACUUGGAGAAAAAUAAAAAUUGUUACUUUCAGUA